AUGACUGACCAGAUGACCCGGCUGGCCCUGAAACUCCUGGGACAGAAGCUGGAGCAAGAACGAGAAGAGGCGGAGGGGGACUGUGAGGACCCCUACCUCACUCCAGGCAAGGAAGAUAGGCCAGACCCCGCCUUGCAGAGCGCUCUGAGGAGGAGGAGGGACCUUCUACAGCAACUCUGGGAACAGCAGCUGCUGGACGAGCUCUCUCGGACCCAUGCUUGGAGCAGCCCAAAAAGAGGAACCUAUGGUUCAGCCCCACCUCCAGAGGUACCCCCAAGGGGUGUCUUCCCCGCCCCAGAGCCUCCGCGGGUCAUCCUGCACUCGGGUCCCCAGCCUCCUGCCACCAUCAUCCAGCAGCUGCCUCAGCAGCCACUCAUCAAUCAGAUACCUCCACCCCAGGUGUUGCCCACUCAAAGGUCUGGAAGUAUUAAGGAAGACAUGGUGGAGGUGAUGCUGCUGCAGAGUGCGCAGAUGCACCAGGUGCUGCUGCAGAGCAUGAUGCUCAGAGCCCUGCCCCUGGCACCGCAGGGGACACAUCCAGCUGCCCUUCGGGCUGAGAGGUCCAAGCUGCCCCCGGUGCACCACCACCACCACCACCACUACUCAUCCUCAGCUCCUGCGCAGGCCAGCCCAAGCCACACCAUGUCCGUCAACUAUCCCACGUGGCACCCCGUGGGUAUGACCCAGCAGACAGAGUACUUCUUUGUCUUUGCCCUCUCCCUGCCAUUGCCUUUCCAGUAA
Ochotona princeps (American pika) is the source of this 741-nucleotide messenger RNA. It is a transcript of the gene C3H21orf58, whose product is annotated as chromosome 3 C21orf58 homolog. The coding region runs from base 1 to 741 and encodes 246 amino acids. Lineage: Eukaryota; Metazoa; Chordata; Mammalia; Lagomorpha; Ochotonidae. The record is from RefSeq and is a predicted model, not a curated record. The transcript has 8 exons.